AUAUCUGGUGAGGGGCUUACUACAAGUGCUUUCCAACCACUUUGUGGGGGACUUCUUCAGGCACAGGGCCAAUAUCCAGGAGAAAUGAGAUAUAGCUUCUCCUGCAAGAAUAAGUGGGGUACUCGUAUCACACCAAUGGUGCAAUGGCCAGACAAAUCAUUUACACUGGGUCUUUCACAAGCCUUGGCUUGGAAGCAAACGGGACUCAUGAUGAGUCCAUCCAUUCAAUUUAGUUUGUUCCCAACAUUUGGUGGAAGUAAUCCGGGGUUGCAAACCGAAGUUGUUCACACGAUGAAGGAGGAUCUCAAUCUGAUUUGUGGUUGUGCUCUGGCAGCACAUCCUUCUGCAUUUGCAUCAAUAUCAUUUGGACACUCUAAGUGGAACGGAAAUGUCGGAAAGUCAGGGAUAGUAGUAAGAGUCGACACACCUCUAUCCAAUGUCGGCAGCCCAUCUUUUUCUGUUCAGAUAAACAACGUCAUCGAGUUCUGAUCGUUUGACAUCCAAAGCCUUCUGUUGAAGUGUAUAUAGAGACUCGUCGCACAUAAAUUAAAUGAUACCACAUGUGAAUAUCAGAAUGCUACCUGUGUUAACUAUAUUAAUCUCUGAUCCAACUUUGGAGAUUCAUCUGAUGGUUUUUACGAGAUGAUCAGGUCAAAAAUAUGGUU
Hibiscus syriacus is the source of this 665-nucleotide messenger RNA. RefSeq lists its product as uncharacterized. The transcript is spliced from 4 exons. The record is from RefSeq and is a predicted model, not a curated record. NCBI's taxonomy places the organism in Eukaryota, Viridiplantae, Streptophyta, Magnoliopsida, Malvales, Malvaceae. The annotation marks the transcript as partial.